Messenger RNA from Bathycoccus prasinos, 2976 nucleotides. RefSeq lists its product with no specific name. The record is from RefSeq and is a predicted model, not a curated record. NCBI's taxonomy places the organism in Eukaryota, Viridiplantae, Chlorophyta, Mamiellophyceae, Mamiellales, Bathycoccaceae. Bases 1 to 2976 code for a protein of 991 amino acids. The transcript has a single exon.
AUGAGGGCCAAACCGCGACGAAGUGGUCACGCUGGAGGACGAGCUUCUUCGUCUUUUACCACCUCUUUGUGCGCGCGACGCGCCCUUUUAUUCACCGCUGCUCUGACCUCGGUCGCGAAUGCGUCCCAAAACCACCAACACCCUCGUCCUUUCCACGAGGCGGCAUCGUCGUCGAUCUCGUCUUCUAAACGAAAAGUUCUUCUUCCGAUAACUCCGGACAACUUCCUCGGCGCGAUCGCGGAGUGCCUCGAGGAAGAUUCAAACGGCUCGUGCCCGAAAUACGGAGAAGAGAGCAAAUACGGGGAGAUGAAAGAUUGGAACGUGAGCGAAGUCACGGACAUGGACUACGGGUUCCACAAGCAAGAAUCGUUCAACGGGGACGUGUCGAGAUGGGACACGUCGUCGGUGACGAGCAUGAGAGAGAUGUUUAGCGGGGCGAGAGAUUUUAGUCCCGAUACGAAGAAAGGCUUGGGGAGUUGGGACACGUCGAGCGUGGAAGAUAUGGGAUCGAUGUUUAGCGAAGCGUCGAACUUUAACGGGAAAGGAUUGGCGAAGUGGAACGUCGGGAAGGUGAAAGAUAUGAGUUUUAUGUUGAAAGACGCGGUGUCGUUCGCGGAAGAUUUGAGCGCGUGGAGGCCAUUUAAGUGUAAGACGACGUACGGGAUGUUUCAAAACGCGGUGGAGUUUGAAUCGGACGUGAAAGAUUGGGGCUUGUCCGCGACCGCGGAUACGAAGGAUAUGUUUUUAGGCGCGGCGAACUUCUUGGGACGGUUCACGUGCGAGCAUCCGUUGAACGGACCGCCGAGCACGUGCGAGGACGAGAAGAAGAAGACUGCGUUGGGCGAAAAGACGACGGUAACGAAGAUGACGACUUUGCGUGGCAGCGGCGGCAAAUCCAAGAAGAAAUCUUUCAAGCGCGUGGCGGCGAUGGGGUCGGACGAAGACGACGAAGACGCGGACAAAAUUGAGGAAGAAGUGACCACGGUAGCGUCCGAGGAUACGACGCACACUUCAUCGUCUUCCAUUCUUAACACCAACGAAGUCGACACCGAUGCAAUCGCCGACUCUGUCGACGGCGAAGAUGAGGAUGACGAGACUUCGGUGCCUUCGGACGUAUCCUACCCGCACAGUGAAGCGGAUGAACUCACUCCUUCCUCUUCUUCUUGGACGACAACGUCGUCAACUUCGUACGUUUCCUCUUCUUCCACGGAUCCGAACAUCAUAGAUUGCAGCGAUGGCGAUUGUCCACAAGGAACGGCGGAUAGCAUGAGCGAGUUGGGUCCAGAAGAUCGAGACGCAGUGAAGGAUGCUCUCGCGAUUGAUACGGAGUCUGUAUCAUUGAACAAAGAGUCCCCGUUCGUUACGUCCGAGAAGACUUUAGACGAAUUUACGGGUAAAACGGUCAAAGAAGAAGAAGAAGAAGAAGACGAAGACGACGACGAAGAUGAUGAUGAUGAUUCUGAUUCAGAGGUGAACGAUGAUAGCGAUGACGACGACGGCGGCGACGACAAUGAAACCGUCGAAGUUAGUAAAGAUCAAAUCGAAGAUCUCGUCGAAGAUAAAGAAGCCUUCGAUCAAGAGUUUGAGAGAUUCAUGAGUUCUUCGAAAGAGGAAGAUGCAGCAUCCGAAGCCACUGCGGCCACGGGUGAUGACGAAGAAGUAGAAGAGACGACGACGUCGUCUUCGAAGAAAUACUCGUCGCAUCACAAGAAAGAACAAGAAGAAGAAAACGAAGAAUCAGAACAAGUCGUCUCCGCCUCCAUGACCAACCCUUUUAAACUCAAAGCGGAUGGUACCGUUUCGAAAAAACAUGGCAAAAUUUCGGGAAGUCCCUCCUCCUCUUCCUCCUCGAGCAGAUCUUCGUUAUCGCGAAGUGAUUCGUUGACGGCGAAAAGACACCAUCUUCACGUGAUGGAUCAAAUCGGCGACGAAGAUGUGGACGAAGAGCUCGAGAGAUUAAAGAAGAAGUUAGACAGAUUACAAUCGGAAACGCCAGAAGAAAUGCAGGCCGAGCAUAAUUCGCACGGACACAAGCAGCUUGACGACAGUUCCUUUUAUCGGGCCGUAUCCAAGUGCAUCAUCGAGUCCGCCGCCGGUUUAUGCGUCGAAUACGGCGCGGUCACGCGAUUUGGUAUGAUGCCAGAUUGGGACGUUUCGAAAGUUUCAACCAUGACGCACGCGUUCCAGCACUAUGAAGAGUUCAACGCCGAUUUAUCGAGUUGGAACACGAAAUCUGUCACUGACAUGUCGUUUAUGUUUUACGAUGCCAAGAGUUUCAACUCGGAUAUUUCGGGUUGGAACGUCGCUGGCGUGACGAACAUGAAACAAAUGUUCCGAGGUGCGAAAUCGUUGAACCAAGACGUCGUCUCUUGGUUUGCCAAUCGCCCAUCGUCUCAGAUGAAAGUCUUAAACAUCGACGGUAUCUUUGACGGCGCGGAAAAGAUUGAAGCGGCGUACGAGUGCGGUUUGAGUAAAUUUUUAGACAACGCGAUGGACAUGUGCAGAUUUUCGAACGCCGCCAGAGGCGCGAAAGCGAGCGCGAAGGCGGCGGCAAAGGCGAGGGCCAAGGCGGGCGCCAAAUCGAGUGCCAAAACUGCGGCCAAGUCCGGCGCCAAAGCCACCGCGCGUGCCAGCGAAACCGCCAGAGACGCCUCGGAAGCUGAACUCGGUUCGUCUCAAAGCUUCCCUCGUUUGGGAUGGAACCUUCCGAGAGAGGAAGCGUCUUCGUCUACCGACGGCGCCGGUUUCGCCACGCUCUACGUGUGCGUCGGCAUGGCCAUGGUCGCCGUGGCUAUUCGCGCGAAGCGUGAUUCUAUCGUACGCACGAUGGAGUCGCACUUCUAUUCUUCUCCUUUGGAGAAACACGUGGAAGAAAAAGAAGAAGAAGAGGAAGAGAACCAAAACAUCAUCAUUAGCAACAACACGAACACAUACGGAACAACGCUUAGCGAGGAGGAGGAGGAAACUCUCUUGUAA